Messenger RNA from Bufo bufo (common toad), 1133 nucleotides. RefSeq names its product asialoglycoprotein receptor 1-like. The record is from RefSeq and is a predicted model, not a curated record. NCBI's taxonomy places the organism in Eukaryota, Metazoa, Chordata, Amphibia, Anura, Bufonidae. Gene Ontology annotation, molecular function: signaling receptor activity. Bases 58 to 873 code for a protein of 271 amino acids. The transcript is spliced from 10 exons.
CUGCCAGACAAGGGACUACUGCCUGGUGAGACACAGAAGAGGGACUACUGCCAGGACAUGGACCAUGAAUUCGAAGCCUUCCAUGAUCGCCAAGAUGACGCAUUCUCCACAUUCCGAAACAAGGGAAAAGCUGUGAUAAUACUAAGACAAUGGAUCCGACAACCUUCAUCCAUCCUCCUUUGUGCCCUGUCUACACUCUGUGUCCUGCUCCUCAUCGUCAUCCUUGUGGUUGUGUCACAACAUGCAGUCAACCAGACUGAGAAGAACUUCAAGAUUCAGAAUCUGAGUGCGGCAGUAAGAUCCGACAUAGAGCAUCUGUCAGUACAUGAUAAACACCUGAAGGACAUUAGCUCGUCUGUGGAGAAGAUAAUGACGGCAAUAACGAGAGUAGGUUCUCUGGAGAGCGACGUUCAGAGGGUCCUCAGCGCUGUGGGCAGAUUGGCUGAUUCCCUAGAAAACAGAAAUGAAUCCCAGGAAACCCUGUGCAGCAAAGGAUGGACACAUCAGUCUCUGAAAUGCUACUAUAUCGCUAAGAAAUUCAAGACCUGGUCAAACGCCAAGAAAGACUGUGAAAAACAAGAGGCACAUCUGGUGGUGAUAAACAAUGAAGAGGAGCAGAAUGCGAUGAGCACAUUGACAAGGGGAUUAUCUACAUGGAUCGGAUUGACAGAUGUGGAUGGAGAAUGGACAUGGGUGGAUGGAACUUUGUAUAACUCUACAUCUAAAUUUUGGGAUGAUAAUCAGCCGGAUGAGUGGUUCGGCCAUGGUCUUGGUGGAGGCGAGGACUGUGGCCAGAUGGAGUUUGGUGAUCUUUGGAAUGAUGCCCAUUGCUCCCUUAGUCUUCCAUACAUUUGUGAGAAGGCAAUCCCAUGAAGCACCUCCAGCUUGGAUCCCACUGCCCCUACAUUUUACAGUUACUCAUGUUUCUGAAUCGUAAAGGGGACGGUGGGAGACGCCAUCAGUCAUAGAAUAGUCCUACAGACAUCCGGUCCAUCUCUUCUUGGACACAAUGACUGUACCAGUAUCACUAAUUACAGGGGGCCGGAUCUGUGGUGCUAUGGUAGACGGUGUCCCAAGAUGAAGCCUGAAUCAGCUUUACAAUUGGUGUUAAUAAAACAUUUCUGAUUGUUUUC